Leishmania major strain Friedlin is the source of this 1974-nucleotide messenger RNA. RefSeq lists its product as hypothetical. Bases 1 to 1974 code for a protein of 657 amino acids. The record is from RefSeq and is a predicted model, not a curated record. NCBI's taxonomy places the organism in Eukaryota, Euglenozoa, Kinetoplastea, Trypanosomatida, Trypanosomatidae. The transcript has a single exon.
AUGAUGCAGCUCGACUUUGUGCUCUACCGCUUUGUAUGUGACGUUCCCACCUUUACAGGGCUGUUUGCAGAGGAUGCGGAAGGGCGACACAUUCCUGAUGCGGCCUCCUUUCAGUGUAGCUGGGCCCGAACGGCGCGCGCACAGACUAGCUCAAGCGGCACAUCGGCCUUGCACUGCGUGGAUGGCGCCACGGAAAACAUGCACUUUAAGGCACUUGGCGACGACAUGGCGCUUAUGUUUGCGAAGGUGACGCAUCAGCUUAUCCUGGACGCCGAGCAGGACGUCAUCACAUUCGCCAUUCGGCCGUCGCAGUACAGCGCCGCUGGCCCGCUGCCCGUCGUGGCCAAGGGUGCUCUCGAUCCGCGACCGUACUUUGGCAAGCCCAUGAAGAACUACGCCAUCAAGCUGCGUGAUGCUGCCGGGGAAGUCACCGGAAAGCUGCUCUUCUCUCUGCGUGUGCAUGAAAUCGAUGAGAAAGGGCCAAGGGUGCAGCGCGGCAACACCGUGUCCUCGACCGCAACGACGUCUCCGCUGCGCAGCAGCCCCCUUCGCCGCCAAAUCGCAGUGGAGCGUGAUUCGUCGCGCGAUCGCUUGAUGGGGACGCCGCCGCGUAGCGAGCGGGUGGUGCACGUGCACUCACAUGUGCUGGAACGACAGGAGACAACGCUCUAUCAGACCCGUGGCAAAGCAGCGCAGCGCUCCCAGCCACGAAGAGAGGGGUCACGGCGUUCACAUCGUGACUCCCGUCGUGUACGGUGCGUGGAAAUCCAGCUAGAGCGCGUCACGGUCAGGACAGAGAGCAUUGAUCUCGAUCACCCAGCACCGCUGCUGCUUGGCGGCGACUACAGCAUGAAGAUUCGCUACGGUUCCUACACCUACAGAACGACGCAGGCCGUUUGCUGCAAUCCCAAGGAAGUGAUGUUCAAGGCCCAGCAGGCCCGCAUCACGCUCCAGCCGGCUGGCGGCGCGGAAAAGAUGCGAUUUUCACUCUGGGAGGACAAGCGCCAGGUCGCCGGCUUCUCCCUGGACCCCGCGAAGUUCCAGUCCGAGGUUGGCGAGUGGAAGGAGUACGCGAUUCCCUUCCGCUACCACCCCACAGGGCAGCGAGCCGCCCUCGAUGUGCGCAUAUGUCGAGUGGAAGCCGACAGCGGUGGUUCCCCAAGCAGCAGACGCUCGCCUUCUUUGCCAUCCGCGGCGCCGAACGCUUUUUCGGCUGCGGCUGCGGCUGCGGGCGUCGAUGCCACCGCGGCGCAACGAGCCGCUCCGCAACAGUUGACGUAUGGAACCGAUCCGCCGGAUCGGUAUGCGGAGAAGGGCGCGCGUGGACAAGUGCCGCGGCGCUUUUCGCCGCCGCCAAAGCCGUAUGACGCGGUGAGCCUUAUUCCACACGAUGUCUUGCUGGUGCACACUCGCUCGUCAUCGCACCGAGGCGGUUCCUGUCCGCCAGCCUCCGUCAUCGUGGCUUCGGGGCCGAUACCGCCACUAGACGCCAACCGCACGAGCACGCCGCUGCGCGACUGUCAGGCAGCUGGCGCACGGGGCGGCUGGGAGCGCACCCCCAUGGGCGAGCGUCCGCCGCCGCUGACGUCGAAUCUUGCCGACCUCCCAGCUGAUCGACGUCCACCCGAUGAGCACGAGGUGUACAUUGCAGAGGUGUUGCGCCGGCUCGAACGCCAGCAGCGGGCACCGCGGCAACCGACUUCACUCGUGGAGGAGUGGAUCGGCUGGCGCAACGAGCGCGAGCGCAGCCGCGGUAACAGUAUCUCCAGCAUGUACCCGCGAUCGUCUUCCGUGAAGAGCGCGGCAAGCCGGGCCGACUCAGUGACGUCCGUAGUUUCGCGGCGUGCCUUAACGCCGCGGCCGACAAAGUCGAACGCCGACAAAUCGUUCCUAACGCCCUUUACCCCGGACGCGAGUGCCCACCGUCUCCGCAGCUCGCGUCGAAGUCCGACCCCGAUUAACCCCCUUAUUUAG